AUUAUUGUGCAGUGGUGUCUAAAUGUUGGAAUGUAUAGUGGUACGAGUGGGAAGCUUGUAUGGUGGCAGAGAAGCCAUGCGGUUUGGUUUAAUUUGGUUUGGUGGGCGCGUGGUUGCUUAGAUGAUCUUGGGGAGCUCGUCGGCGUUGUCCCGGAAGGACCGGGCGCCGCCGUCCUCCAGGGAGAGGUCUCCCUCCCGCGUUUGGCGUUGCUUCUGGUUCUCUUCGUAGAACCGGUAGCCAAAGACCGCGCCGGCGGCGCAGACGCCGAUCAGAAAGAGCGACAAAAAGGUUUUUCCGACCGCGGACAUGCCCUUCUUGGGCGCCAGGGCGGCGUUGGAGACCAUCUCGUUGACGAGGUCGAAGUUGUCGAGCCACUCCCGCUCUCCGUUCUCCCAGUCGAUGGAGUACUCGCCGUUGUUGAAGCCGCUGAUCUCUCCGUACCAGAGGUUGUCGUCCUCCGUGAUGGCGACGGGGGUUCCGACCUUCCAGAGGUCUUCUUCCUCAAAGUACGAGUCGGGGGGGGCGUCGUCGUCCUUGUUGGAGUAGGAAGCCAUGUUGCCCAGGGCCUGCAUGUCUUCGGCGUUGCUAGAUUCGUAGUACUCGAGCUCGUCCUCGUCCUCCCACUCGACAACGUAGCUUCCGUCGUCAAAGUCGACGACUUCUCCCUCGACCCACUCGCCGUCCUCGUAGUCCGAGACGGGGGUGCCGAGGGGGAACUUGGGUCCGCUGCCGACGGAUUCCGGGACUUCGUCGUCGUCUGCCAUGUAGUCCUCGACGGCCUGCUUGAGUUCCUCCAGGUCGUCCCCAAAGUCAUCGUAUUCGUUGGUGCUUCCGUCCUUCCACUCGAUGGUGUAGGUGUUGUCGGAGUAGUCCGAGACGGUUCCGUCCCACCACUCUCCGUCUUCAAAGACCGAGACGGGGGUUCCGACGGCAAUGUCUCCCGAGGAAGAACCGCUGUCGGAAGGACCGCCGUCGAAACCCUCGGGGGCCUCGUCGUCGUCGCCGAGGGCGUCCUGGACCAUCUGGUCCAUGAUGGAUCCGGCGGCGAUUUCUUCGAUCUCGCCGUCUUCGUCCCACUCCACGGUGUAGGUGCCGCUUCCGUAUUUGAUGAUGACGCCGUCGUACCACUCACCGUCCUCGAACAUGGAGACCGCAGUUCCGGUGGGGUAGGAACCCGACUGGUCCGUGGAUCCGCCGGCGGGGUUGUUCUGGGGGUCGUUCUGGGCGUAGGCGACCAUUUCGUCGAUCUUGUCGCCGUCGUCGUAGUAGUCCGUGGAGCCGUCCUCCCAGGUCACCGUGUACAUCUCGGCGACGGGGUCGUAGGCGGUGAUGGUGCCGGACCACCAGCCCUGGUUGGGGAAUUCGUUGUAGACCUUCGUGCCGGUGUCCCAGGGCUCCUGGUCGUCGAGUUUUCGUCGAGACUGGGUGAGAUCCCUGGGUUCCGGGGGAGUAAGCGCCACGGCCGCUUCGGAUCCGGCCUCGGAGGCCGCGGAGGCUACCGAUAAGAGAGCGGCAAAGGUUACGAGCAGUUGGGGGGAAAAGGUCUUCAUGGUGGAUGGUCGGAGGGAUGGAUUGAAGAGACGGUGGUAAAAAAGAAUAACCAGUGGACGAACAAACCUUUUGCCAAAAAAAGAAAAGUCCUGCGAUUCUGGCUUCGAAGCGAAUCCAUGCCGCAGCGUACGCGUGCAUAAGGUACAAGUACCUACGCAAAAGCAAUUGCGGUGCCCUGUGCUGCGCUGCGCUGCAUGUCGUAUAUGUAUUCCGUGUGGUAGCGCCAGAUACCUCCGAGUACCGUUCCGUACGUACGGUAGGUGAAAGGUUUGGAUUCGAUUCCCUUCCCUGCGGGAUGCGGGCAUUGCCCCGCCAAAAAAUAGAGUUUGAAAAGGGUG
Molecule: messenger RNA, 1890 nt
Organism: Pseudo-nitzschia multistriata
Lineage: Eukaryota; Bacillariophyta; Bacillariophyceae; Bacillariales; Bacillariaceae
Source: the annotation of a GenBank genome assembly